Molecule: messenger RNA, 1800 nt
Organism: Saccoglossus kowalevskii
Lineage: Eukaryota; Metazoa; Hemichordata; Enteropneusta; Harrimaniidae
Product: beta-TCRP E3 ligase
Molecular function (GO): protein dimerization activity
Source: RefSeq, marked provisional
UAGGUUAUGGGAUAUUGAAUGUGGGGCUUGUUUACGAGUGUUAGAAGGCCAUGAAGAAUUAGUAAGAUGUAUUCGUUUUGAUAACAAGAGAAUUGUCAGUGGUGCAUAUGACGGAAAAAUAAAAGUGUGGGAUUUACAGGCUGCCCUUGAUCCGAGAGCACCAGCGGGGACUCUGUGCCUGAGAACAUUGGUGUAAGGAGAAAGAUUUUAAAGCUAUCACAUAGAUUUCAUACUUCAAGAAAGAUGAGGGGGAUAAUGUCUUGUGAUUGAAUAACUUGAAUGUGCAACCAGGUGACCUCACACUUGUCAUUGAUUGGUUGAAUGCUGCAAUUUUUAAAGUUAAAGCAGUCACUUAUUAAAGUAUUUAACCUGUCAAAUGAAGCUUUGAGCAGUUUCAUAACAGUAUUAUACUUGCAUAAAAUUGAUGGGACCUUAUAUCUGUGAAUUUUUACCCCAAACUGACUACAAUAAAAUACUUCUAUGUGGUCCUAGUUGCUCUAAUGCAUUGCAGUAGAAAUAAUGUAACUUAAAAAGUACAGCUGCUGUUACAUUUUAAAUGACUUGUAUAGCUCUUUCAGCAAUAAUGAUCCAAUCUGGAUUUGACCUCCUUGUUGCAUAAUGAGCUAUACUAUUGAUAAACAAACUAAACUUGAGUCCUAGCAAAUAUUUGUGAACUACUCUUCAUUUUAUGAAAUCGUGUUUUACACAUGAUUUCACAUAUUUAAGUACUUUAUAAACCGAUGUUGUGGCCAUAUCAGGUGGUUAUCCGCUUUUGUGUUAAAUCAUCUCAUUCCAAGCACUGAGCCUCUUGCAUACCCAACCAAUUGUACCUGUCUUUGCUGCAAGGUUUUUUUGUUUUGUUUUUUCAGUUCUCACAUGUUACUUUUCUAGAGUCAAUCCAUUCUUUGUAUUUAUAAUUUUUUCCCGAUUCAAAGUUCUACAAAUUGGAACGAGUUUUGCCUACUUUGGAAGUUUAGCGAAGACUGUCCUAAUUUGACUUGCAAGCUGAUAGCUGUUUUUUCUCUUUUAGGUAAGACAGGCUGACUCAGAUGCAGGUACUUUAAUCAAUUGCUAGUCUGUAUUCUGCUUAUGUAGUUCUGAAGGUCAUUUUGAAAAAAAUGUUGUGCGUCGUUUCACAGACACAUUACUAACGUGCAAUUUUCCUAAGUAUGUAUAUUUCUUAUUUGCUGUACUUAUUUGUUGCUUUACUGUGUAAUCCAACAAUCUUUUGAAAUAUGUAUGUUAACACCUUUUCGCAUCUUGUUUUUUGGGGGCUACUCCCAUUGUAUGCGCUGGUUGCCCUUUGUGAUGUCAGUGCUUCCCUUGAUUGGUUUUUUGUUGUCACCUGGUUUUGAUGAUGUUUAUAAAUAGAAAUUCAUGACAUUUACAGCUUUGCCACAAAAUCUAAAAUAGUAAAAAAUAGUUGCAACCCUGUAAGUUGUAAAACAUGUAUAAAACCAUGUGAGAGAGAGGUGAUGUAGACUUCCCGGUUUUUGUAGCUGAAUGGUGAAAGCCAUAUUUGCCUUCCUAUUUUGCUUUAUUACAACAAGGUGACUCAACUCCUCAACAUAACUGGGUAGUUUUUUUAAUGAGUUUUUCUGAUAAACAAAAUCAGUAUUUGUAGGUUUGUAUAGAAAUUUAUUCAUUUUUCAUUAAAAUUUGAAAUGUGUAAAUAUGCUGGUAAGAGUUGUAGCUAUGUGGUCACAAUUCCUACAUUUAAAAGUAACAUUCUUUUGUAGACUAUCAACUUAUUAGUUUUCUGUGAAAAGCAAGAUUAUAAUUAAUAUAGUGAACAAUGAA